This is a messenger RNA of Paramecium primaurelia, 3336 nucleotides long. NCBI's taxonomy places the organism in Eukaryota, Ciliophora, Oligohymenophorea, Peniculida, Parameciidae. The record is from the annotation of a GenBank genome assembly.
AUGAGUGGAUUUACACAUUAUAAGAUAGAAACAAUAGAAUAAAGAGGAGAAGGAUAUCCUUCAUAGAGAAGUAUAUAAUAAUAUGGGAACACAUAAAUUAAGUGAAUAAUAAUAAUAUUUAAUAGGAAUGAGGAGUAUCGAAUUUAGGUUAGUUCACCAAUCACAGAACAAAUAGUGAUAACCGAUUAAUCAUCUUUUUAGAAAAUAAUUGAAGCAAAAGAAAGAGGUAAAUGUAUUCGUUAUAAUAAAGAAAUAACAAAUCUUAGGGAAAGUGUAAAGUCGUUAAAUAAUCAAAUAUAAGAUUAAUUGAAAGAGUUAGAAAUUUGGAAGAAUAAAUAUAGAUAACUAUAAUCUGAAAAAGGUUUGAGUAGAAUAACAACAACUGGUUAAUAAUAAAAUGAUUGGGAAUUAUAAUAAUUGAGAGAGGAAGUAAAUAAAUUAAGACAAGAAAAUAAUGAAUAUAAAUUUAAAUUAGAGAGAAAUGUAAAUGUGAAUGUUGUUUCAAAUAGUUUUGAAGUGAAUUAAUUGAAACAAUAAAUAAUAUCUUUAGAAGAAUAAUUAAGAUCUAAAUAAUAAUCAUUUACUUAAUAUACAUCAUAUAAUAAUAAUUCAUAAGAAAUAAUUUAAUUAAAAGAUUAAAUUAGAAUAUUAACAUAAGAAAAUGAAGAUCUUAUUAAAGCUAAGAAUUUACUUAAUUAAUAAUUUUAGUAAUCUUAAAUAUAAUGGUAAUAAAGUGCUUUUAGAAGUACUUAAAAUUAGGAUUUUGAUUAAUCUAAAGCACUUUAAAAUGAGAGGGAUGAUUUAAGAAGAAAAUUAAAAGUUUAAGAAGAUCGAAUUGUAGAAUUAUAAUAAGAAAUUUAAAGAUUAAAUUUUAAUUGUGAUUCAUAUAUUUAAGAAAUAUAAUAAUCAUAAUUAAGAUUAACUUCAAAGAAUUAAAAUUCAGAAAUUGAGGGUUAUUUGAAAAGGAUUUCAGCUUUAUAACAUGAAGUUUUGGUAUGGUAAGAUCGUUAUAAAGCUAAAGAAGUUUAAGAAUUAUCAUAUGCUUAAGAAUAAAAAGUAACAUAAAAGGAUAAUUAGAUAUUAUUUUUAUAAGAUAGAAUAAAAUAAUAUGAAAUUUAAAUGGAUUAAUUAAGAUUAGAAAUUGAUAAAUAAAGAAAAGAUUUUGAUGGAUAUAGAGCUACUUAUGAAAGUAGAAGAACAGAUUAAGGAGAAGUGGAAAGUUUGAAAAGAAAGAUUGCAGAAAUGGAAUCAGAUAUUUAGAUUUUAAUUGCUGAUUUAUAAGAAAGAGAUUAAAGAAUAAGUAUAACAUAAAAUGAAUAUGAGGAGGAAAUUAGAAUUUUAAAGAAUUAAAGUUAAGUUUAAUAUUAAAGUGAAAUUAAUAAAUUAAAAGAAGAAAGAGAAAAAUAUAGAAUUGAUUAUGAAAGAUUGUCAAAUGAUUAUAUGAAUAUUUAAAGAUAAAGUGAAUAAUAUAAGAGUAAUUCUUAUGAAGUUGAUUCUUUAAAAUAAAGAAUUAUUGAAUUAGAAUAGUAAUUAAGAAAUACUACAAAUCAAUAUUAAUCUUUAUAAGGUUAAUAUUCUUAACUAUAAAUUUAAUCAUAAUAAUAAUAAUAAUCUUAAUAUUCAGUAAUUAACAUUAAAGAAGAUUAUUAAAAAUUAUAAUCUUAAUAUACUUUGCUUUAAUAAGAAAAUAUGUAACUUAAAUAAUAGAAAUAAUAAAUUGAGAGUAAUUCCUAUUAAUAUAAAAAUAUUUAAAGUGAUUAUUAAGCUCUUUAAGACAGAUACAAUUAAUCAUUAAAUGAAAUCUAAUAAUUAAAUGAAUAAGUUAGAAAAUAUAGAAAUGAAUAUGAUUCACUUAAUUAAAACUAUAUUUAAUUUUAAAGAGAUAGUGAAAUUAAAUUUUCACAAACUAAUAAUAAAGAAUUAGAAAUUAUGAAAUCUCGAAUUUCUUAAUAUGAAUAAUAAAUUUAAUAAUUAAGAAAUUAAUUAUCUAGCUAAGAAAGUUAAUUGGAAUAAUAAUUUAAAGAGAGAUUGAGAGUUGAAAUGUAUUAAAUUGAAUAGAAGGUAAAUAGUCAAGGUAUGAUGGAAUACUAAUAAUUAUAAACUAAAUAUAAUUAAUUAAAAACUUAAUAUGAUUAAUUAUAAUAUAGAUAUUAAGAAUAAAAUAAUGAAAUUAUGGUGAUUAAAGAAAAAAGCACUAGGGAAAGUUAAUUUGAAACUUAAAGUUUAAAGGAUUAAUUAUAAUAGUAUAAAUAGACUAAUAUGUAAUUGAAUUAGGAUAUAACAAUUUUAAAAGAAUAAAUUUAAAAAUAUAGAAUGGAUUUUGAAUAAGCAAAUUAAAAAUAUGUUAUGAUUUAAAGGGAAAGUGAGAUGAAUAAAUAGAAUAUUGGUGAAAUAGAAAAAUUAAUGGCUAGAAUAAGGGAAUUAGAUUUUGAUUGUUAAUAAAAAAAUCAAUAAAUAAAUAAAUUAUAAAUGGAAAUGAGAAAUUAAGAAAUUGGAAUAAGAAAUGAAUUGGAAUAAUAAUUUAUUUCUAGAUUGAUGAUUGAAAGAUAAAAUUUAGAGAGUAAAUUAUAAACAUAAAGUUAAGGUGAGACUCAAAAUUUAUAAUAUUAAUUAAAAUCAUUACAAUAAGAAUUAACUUAAUAUAAAUAAAGAUAUUCAUAAUUAGAAUAAUAAUUUAAUUAAUCUAAAAUAGAAAUCACUUAAAUUAGAUCUUAGUAAUCAACUGUAAAUUUAGAUUAAGUUAAAUAAUUUUAAUUAAGAAUAACUGAAUUAGAACAUGAAAAUUAAACAUUAAAUGUUGAAAUUGAAAGACAGAGAAAUAUUAGAAAAGAAUAAGAAAAUAAAAUAUAAGUAUUGAUUACUAAUAUAACUAAUUAUGAAUCAAGAUUACAUAUAUUAGAAUAAGAGAAUGCUAGAUUAGAAACUAAAGCUAAAAAAUAAAUUAUAAUAGAUAAACCUAGUGAUUAAUAUAUUGUUAAUUAAUUAUUAGGAUAAUAAAGUUAAUAGGUAAAAACUAAUAUUAUUACUACUACAACUAAUGUCUAAAAUGUUUAAGGUAGUGGUAUAGUAACUAGAUAAUCUGGAAUGAAUUAAAUAAGUUAAGUUCCAUCCUCUUAUAAUCAAUAUUAUGAUUAACAUAGAUUGCAAUCAUAAAAUGAAAUUAAGCAAUCUCAAUUUUCUUAGAGAAUGUAAAGUCCAUAACCUUAGGUUUCAAAUUAUUUGAGUCCAGAUAAAAAGUAAAAGAUUUAUUUUAUAUUAUUUAUUAGUUUUUAAACACAAAAGAUUACAACUACAAAAAGUGUUAAAUAAGCAAUUAUGUCAUCAGCAAAUUAAUGA